Molecule: messenger RNA, 5205 nt
Organism: Ictalurus punctatus (channel catfish)
Lineage: Eukaryota; Metazoa; Chordata; Actinopteri; Siluriformes; Ictaluridae
Gene: apaf1
Product: apoptotic peptidase activating factor 1
Exons: 28
Coding region: 159-4061 (1300 amino acids)
Biological process (GO): regulation of apoptotic process; apoptotic signaling pathway
Cellular component (GO): apoptosome
Molecular function (GO): ADP binding; protein binding
Source: RefSeq, a predicted model, not a curated record
AGUUGUUUUUGUUGGAAACGCGGAAGUAGAUGAGUAGGCGCUGUCGGUGUGGUAACGACGUACAUCGGGUUUAAUUAAACCGGGUUAGACAGCACACCGAGGAGAAUAAGAGGAGACUUGAGUAUUGUGUUGAUGGUGUAGGAAAGGAGAAGAUUGAGAUGGAGGAGCGGGCUCGCAGCCGAUUGCUGCGCUCCAGGACGACCCUGGAGCAGGACAUCAAGGCUUCCUACCUCAUGGACCACAUGAUCAGCGAUGGGAUCCUGACUAGAGAUGAGGAGGACCGGGUGCACAGUAAGCUCACCAGGAAGGAGCAGGCAACAGCACUGUUGGAGAUACUGCUGUGCAAAGACAACAGGGCGUACAUCUCCUUCUACAACGCGCUGAUCCGAGAGCAGUACGGAGACCUGGCCGCUCUGCUUCACAGUGACCUGCCACAGCUCAGUCCCGAAGUGGAAAAGAACAACUUCAAUGGGAUCUCUCCCUCGGUGCAGGGGAUGCUGAGUGAGGGCGGCGUGCCCCAGAGGCCCAUGGUGUUUGUGAACCGUCCCGUUCUGCUUAACCUGCUCCGGGAGAAGCUGAACCGGCUGCAGAACGCUGCCGGAUGGGUCACCGUGUUCGGCAUGGCCGGAUCGGGGAAGUCCGUGAUCGCCGCCGAGGCCGUGAGAGAUCGGGCGCUGAUCAAAGAGUGUUUUCCUGAUGGAGUUCACUGGCUGUCAGUUGGGCAGUGUGAGAAAGCAGAUCUCCUGGUGAGGAUGCAGUCUCUGUGCUUUAGGCUGGAGCAGCUUCAGAGUUCAGAAGCGUGCUCCAGGCCGCCCAGCUCAGUCGAGGAGGCCAAAGAGCGCUUGCGCUUCCUCAUGCUGCGCAGAUUUCCCAGGUCUCUGCUGAUCCUGGACGACGUGUGGGACAGUUACACUCUCAGGGCUUUUGAUAUCCAGUGCCGAGUGCUCUUUACCACUAGGAACAGCAGUCUGACAGACUCCGUGAGCGGUCACAGGUUCAAGGUGCCUGUUGAGAGCGGUCUAGACGAUGAGAAAGCUCUGGAAAUUCUCGCUCUGUAUGUCAACGGGAAAUCUCAGAAUCUUCCGGAGCAAGCUCGCAGCAUUGUGAAAGAAUGCAAAGGCUCUCCUCUGGUCAUAUCUCUGAUUGGGGCACUGCUCAGAGAUUUCCCUGACCGCUGGGGCUACUACCUGGAGCAGCUGAGGAAGAAGAGAUUCAAGCGCAUACGCAAGUCUUCCUCUUAUGACUACGAGGCCCUGGACCAGGCCAUGGAUGCAAGUCUGCAGGUCCUCGAAGAAGAACACCGAGAGCUCUACAAAGAUCUGAGCGUGCUGGAGAAAGAUGUCAAAGUUCCUGCCAAGGUGCUUUCUGUGCUGUGGGGUCUCGAGCUGGAGGAGGUGGAAGACGUCCUCCAGGAGUUUGUGAAUAAAUCUUUGUUGUUUUGGGAUCGUAACCAGCGGCCGUAUCUCUACUUCCUGCACGACCUGCAGCUUGACUUCCUCACAGAGCAAAACCGCAGUCAGUUAGCGGAGCUUCAUAAUAAAGUGGUCUGUCAGUACCAGAAAGCAUACGGUAAACUCCCGCCCCUUUCAGCAGCCGUGGAUGGAUUAUAUUGGUAUCGUUUCUUGCCGCAUCACAUGGCACGGGCGGGCCUGUCCAAGGAGCUUUAUUCCCUCAUGUUUUCACUCGACUGGGUGAAAAAUAAGGCUCGGUUAAUGGGAUCCGCUCACUUAAUCAACGAUUACGUGGAGCACGGAGACAUUCUCGACAAAGAGAACGGCGAGGUGAGGCUGCAGUUUCAGGAGUUCUUGUCUUUGAAUGGUCAUCAGUUGGAGCAGAGGCCGUUCCCUGACGUGGUGCAGCUGGCCCUGGCUCAGCCGCACUCCUCUGAGGUCUACAGGCAGGCUUUACUGCAGGCGCAGGACCAGGCCAGCAGGGGGAAGCUAUACGUGGACUGGGUGAACAAGAGCAGUCUGGAGAGUCUGUCUCGGCUUGUGCUGCACCCUCACCAGAACUCGGUCUACUACGCGUGCUUCUCUCCAGACGGCAGCAAGAUCGCCUCGUGUGGCGCCAGCAAGACACUGCGGGUGUUCAAGAGUACCUCUGGAGAGAAGGUCCUGGAGAUCCAGGCUCACGACGAUGAAGUUUUGUGCUGUGCCUUCUCCCCUGACGACCGUCAGAUAGCGACCUGCUCCAGCGACAGGAAGGUUAAGAUCUGGAAUUUAGAGAAAGGCACUCUGGUGCGCGCGUUUGACGUCGAGCACGAGGAGCAGAUCAACCACUGUCGGUUCACCAACACGUCCCGGCGCAUCCUGCUGGCCACCAGCUCCAACGACAAAUUCACCAACACCAAGGUGUGGAACAUGAACAAGCAGACGUCUCAGAACACCAUGUUCGGACACACCGAUGGCGUCAAUCACUGUUGCUUCUCUCCGGACGACGCCUAUCUCGCCACCUCGUCCAACGAUGGAACGCUGAAGCUUUUCGAGGUGGCCUCUGCGAACGAGUGGAAGUCUAUCGACAUCACCGGUCUGUUUCCGGAGAGCGAUGGAGCCAGCGUCUCGGUCAGGUGCAGCACGUGGUCAGCCGACGGCAAGCGCAUCAUCGGCGCCGCGAAGAACGCCGUGUUUGUGUUUGAUGUAGCGACCCUGGGCAUGUUGCUGGAGAUCAGAACAAGCCGUCUAAGCACGGUGCAGUACUGCCAGGCGUGUCCGAACAGCCAGCUACUAGCCUUAGCGCUGUCGCACUACACCGUGGAGCUGUGGGACUUUGAGCUUAAUAAGAAGAUGGCGGAAUGCAGCGGUCACCUGAGCUGGGUGCCUUGCGUGCAGUUCUCUCCCGACGGCUCGCUCCUCCUUUCAGCCUCCGACGACCAGACCAUCAGACUGUGGGAGACCGAGUGUGUUCACACAUCUUCAGCCGUGGCUCUGAAGAGGGACUUCGACGUCCUCUUCAGUCAGGAGGACCUUACGGUGGCGACGGCUGACAGCCAGAACAGGUUACAGGUGCGUUCGGGCCCAGAGGGUAGGGUACUGCUUGAGUCUGCGACACAGAAAUCGAGGAUUCGUUGCGUGGGUAUCUGCAGGCAGUUGCCUGUUGUGGCGCUGGGCAUGGAGGAUGGCAGCGUGCAAGCAGGAAGAAUGAGUGCUAGGCAUGUGCUGAGGGGCAUUGGGUGGAGAGCGCUGCAGCUGUUCACCCCACAGCGUACGUUAGUGCUGGCACUAGGGCUAGAGCUAGGAACAGUACAGGUGCUCGAGGUUCCCUCUGGUGACACUUUAGCAACACUUCACGGUCACACCAAAACCGUGCACCACUGCGUCUUCACCGAUGACGGACAAGCUCUAAUCACAUGCUCGGAAGAUACUACAAUCCGGGUGUGGAGGUGGAAGACGGGACAGCAUCUGACAUUAGAAGGCCAUAAGGAGCCAGUAAGAAGGUUUCAUCUUCUGAACAGCUCCUCUUCAUCCUCUGCUCUGCUUUCAUGGUCAUUUGAUGGCACUGUGAAGGUGUGGGAUCUGAAGUCAGGAGAGAAGCUCCAGGACCUGAAGUGCCAUCAAGGUGCCGUUCUGUCAGGUGACGUGUCCCCUGACGGGCACCUCUUCACCACUGCCUCGGCAGACAAGACCGCGAAGGUGUGGAGCUGCUCGUCCUGGAAGAUGGAGUUCUUCCUGCAAGGCCACAACGCUUGCGUGCGGAGCUGCCGGUUCUCCUGGGACGGCAAGCGCCUCGCCACCGGUGAUGACAACGGAGAGAUCAGGCUAUGGAACAUGGUGAAUGGAAACCUGCUGAAGAUCUGCUCCCGGGAGAGCAAGGACUCGAUGGACUCCUUCCAUGGAGGCUGGGUGACUGAUUUGCACUUCUCGCCUGAUAACAAGGUCCUUGUAUCUACUGGUGGAUACAUCAAGUGGUGGAGCGUGGACCGAGGAGAAGCCCUGCAGACCUUCUUCACCACAGGAAACAACCUGAAGCGCGUCUGCGUCUCGUCCGACUUCAAAACGUUCGUCACCAUCGACAACAUCGGCAUCCUGUACGUCCUGAAGCAGGUGGAACGAGGACGGAUUUAAGCUGGACCGUCGAGAAUCCAGUCUCGUGAAGCAAUGGCUGCGUUCGAUCUGUUUCUGGCCUGUCUGCGGAAUUCUUUAGAAGGUGCAGAAGGUCUAGUGAACUCGGCUGUAGCGUCUGGGAAUGACCGGGGGUAUGCGUGUCCUGUCGCCUCGUGGAAGCGGAUCGGUGCUUUUUCUACGACAGUCUUUGUCUUUGUGUUGGAAUUUAAAACGUGUUCUCGGCGACUCCACGUUGGAGGGAGAGAGAAGCCCUGCACCGUUGUGCCUGAGCGUUUGAUCUAAAGCCUUAAAAGCUCAACAAAAAAUAAAUAAAUGACCAAAUUUGCUGCACUGGGAAUAAUAUAAGGAUACUGUUUUAAUAACACAAAAUGAAUGACCCCAUAUUUUAUUUUAUUACGCAAUGAACGCAAUCACAUUCAAUAUUCACAUUCGGCUAAUCAGAAGGUGACGCUAAAACGAUGAUGAAAUUGUACAUGAACGUCACUUUAUACCCUUAAAAACCUUAAACCUUGAUUGAGCGAAGACGAGGGCAGCACAGUCGGGGUUUUAUUUUUUGUUUUUUUUUAAAGGCCUUCGAUAAGACGUAAUGCACUAUUUGCAGCAAUAGAUGAGUAAUAACUGCGUCAGAAACGGUUUUAAUAUUUCCAUGUUUUUAAUGAAAAAAAUAAAUAAAAAAAGCUAAUAAACAAUCGUCGGUGCUUAAUUAUUCGCUCCGUCUAGAUAACCGUCUUCUCGUGGAAAUAGCUCGUCAGUAGAGGCGCUGUCUCCGAGCUAGGAGCUCUGAACUCUUUACGGAGUCUACUCAGGUGAAACUGUGGCCGUCGUGUUCUGCAUGCUCGACGCCGUGUACUUCACUUCACACCGCACACUUUUCUAGAACACUGUUGGCUGUUAACGCUUUUUUUAUGAAGGCUUUUGGAGACUUUCGUAAACAUUCAUCCGUAAACGUAGGCACGUGCCGACUCGCUUCGUUUAGAGUUUUGUGUCUGUACAAGGAAGUGGUGUUUAUGUUUACAAAACACUCCAUGUUUCGAAUAAAGCCAUGUAUGUAUUGUCAUACAAAAAAACUACAGAGAAUGUAGACGGCAAUUCUACGCAAUUUUCCUUACUGUGAAAAAAAAGAAAUAAAGGGGGAAAAAAACAA